This is a messenger RNA of Gavia stellata (red-throated loon), 979 nucleotides long. RefSeq names its product mitochondrial ribosomal protein L46 (gene MRPL46). The record is from RefSeq and is a predicted model, not a curated record. Bases 1 to 783 code for a protein of 260 amino acids. Gene Ontology annotation, molecular function: structural constituent of ribosome. The transcript is spliced from 4 exons. Gene Ontology annotation, cellular component: mitochondrial large ribosomal subunit. Lineage: Eukaryota; Metazoa; Chordata; Aves; Gaviiformes; Gaviidae.
AUGGCGGCGCCCAAGCAGCGAGCGGCGGGUUGGGGUCGGUGGUUUUGUACCGCUGCCGUGCCUCGCCCGUGGCGGCUCUUCGGGGCAAUGUGCCUUCUGCGGCUGCCCCGCAUCACGCAGCCCCUCGAGAAGGAGGAGGAAGAGAUGGCGGCCCUCAUGGGGCAGAUAGAGCUGGAGAAAAGCCAGUAUUCAGACCAUGAAAUACGCAAGCUGGAGGAGGAGGAGCAGGUCAGGAGGAGGAAGGAAAGCAUGUAUGAUGAUGAUGAAGCACCUGGCAAAACAGUUAUCAUGGCUCAAGACCUGGAGGACAAGUGGGAACAGAAGUUACUGCGAUUUGAAGCUGCUCCACGGAUAACAGAUGCUGAUAGAAACAACAAUCGAACGUCGUUGAACAGGAAGCUGGAUAGUAACCUGAUGCUUCUGGUGAAACAGAAAAUUGGUGACCAGGAGCUGUGGCUCCUGCCGCAAGUGGAAUGGCAGCCUGGAGAGACACUGCGAAGCACAGCUGAGCGAGCCAUGGCUACGUUUUUGGGAGAUCACAUUCAAGCCAAAACCCUGGGGAAUGCACCAUAUGGGAUUUACAAGUAUAAAUUCCCCAGGGCCAUCAGGACUGAGGAUAACGUGGGAGCCAAAGUAUUCUUCUUCAAAGCCUUCCUCCAAAGCAGUGAUUUGUCCCAGACAGAGCUGAAGAAAGACUACCUGUGGGUCACAAAGGAUGAGCUGGGAGAUUACUUGAAGUCGGAAUACUUGAAAAAAGUCAAUCAAUUCCUUCUGGACUUAUAAAUGAUAGGCUGUGCUCCAGCAGAUGGGGAAAAUGUGGGGCGUGGCUCCAGGGAGGAGCACAGCUGCUGCUUGGCAUGGUCUGUGUGUAUGGGAUGUUAACUUGGGCCCUGGAGGAUAAUUUGCCUUUGCCUGGUUUCCCAGUUCUCUUCGCUGGGCCUGUACUAAAUAAAUAUUAAAAAUUGUACUCGGAAGUGAA